Molecule: messenger RNA, 6572 nt
Organism: Hemicordylus capensis (graceful crag lizard)
Lineage: Eukaryota; Metazoa; Chordata; Lepidosauria; Squamata; Cordylidae
Gene: ABL1
Product: ABL proto-oncogene 1, non-receptor tyrosine kinase
Exons: 11
Coding region: 1276-4689 (1137 amino acids)
Biological process (GO): protein phosphorylation; regulation of apoptotic process
Molecular function (GO): non-membrane spanning protein tyrosine kinase activity; ATP binding; protein binding
Source: RefSeq, a predicted model, not a curated record
CAUCACUUUCGCCCGUCCCUUUCCCCACCCUGUCCCACCAAGUAGGAUUGCACCUAACUCACGCAGACUCCCUCUCCUGCCGUCCCCCUUGGCUGGAAUAACUUCUGUAGAUUCAGGGAGGUUGGGUCUGCACUCUUGUCAUGCCAGAGCUGGACAUGCACCCCAGCCCUAGAAAAAUAAUGUGGACUCUCUGAAGCCCACAUGAGAGGGGCAGUCGAGUCUGACGGGGGUCUCUGUGCCUUCUUUCUGCUUCCGUGACUCAAAGCAUCCUCUUCCAAUGAAUACCCCAAGAAAUCCCGGCAGCACUAACCUGGGAUGAAGCCAACUCUGUCACCCCACUUCGAUCGCUUCUGGUUCCAGUGCAGAAACCUUCCUCCUGGAGAGCAGAUUUGGACUAUUCUCCUCCGUCCAGGAGUUGUGACUAUCCUGCAUUGGGUGAGCACUGCGUCGUAUGUGAACCGUGAGGAGCAGCUCAGAGGCGUGUUUUUCUAACCCUCGUGUAGGUGCUGCGGCUGUUCUAGUUUGCAAGGCCACUUUGAGGACUGACACGACUCUCUUAGGUCUUUUCUUCAAGAUGAUCGCCAUAUACUUACUAACCCAUUUGACUUCCACCGAAACGUCAGAGAGGUGUCAGUGGUGAUGAUAGCAGAUAACUUGCUAUGCAUGGGACAUUUAGACUUUGGAUGAGACUGCGCAUUCCACUGAAAUGUUCUCUUCUCCUCAGACCCUGUGAUGGAACCUCUGAAGUUUUGAACUCUUUAUUUGCCUUGUCUUUAUUUUUUUGGGGGGGAAAGCAAAGAUCCCGAGACCCUUCUCAAGACUUGAAUAAUACUUGAAGCCAAAUGCUUGUCAGUUUGGCCUGUGAUACGUGGAUGCUAUGCAAAAGGACCAAGAGAGGAAAAAAACUGGUACCCAUUUUCAGCGGGAUGGCUUCUCUCUGCCCUGGGUGAGCCUUCUGUAGUUUGUUUCCAGUAUAAGUUGAGCUCGUGGUGACUCGCCUAGUGAAAAACGGGGCAACUUUGAACCGUGGGAACUUGUGUUGGUGUGUGACUUUUGCAACGACUAAGUGGCACUUCGAAUUCAGUUUCUUUGCCAAAUGAACAUUGUCACCACGGUGCUGAAAAGGUGCUGGGUCUCUGACUCGAACCCUGAGCCGUCACUGAUCUUGUCUCUGGAAGGAUUCGCCCAGACAACAGACCUCCUGUGGAGCUCUUUGCCAGCCUGGAGGACCAGAGUGGUCUUGUCUUGGGAAAACUUGCCUCUCGAUACCUCUUUAUGGGUCAGCAGCCUGGAAAAGUUCUUGGGGACCCACGGAGGCCAAGUCUGCCUGUCCUGCCCUUCAUCAAAGGAGCAGGGAGGAAGGAGACCUCCAGGCAUGGAGGGACCCCCUGCAAUGUCUUUCUGGAACACGAAGCCCUUCAGAGGCCCGUGGUGUCAGAAUUUGAGCCCCAAGGCCUGAGCGAAGCCGCUCGCUGGAACUCCAAGGAAAACCUCCUCUCUGGUCCUGGCGAAAAUGAUCCCAACCUCUUCGUCGCUCUGUACGAUUUUGUAGCCAGUGGGGACAACACUCUCAGCAUCACUAAAGGCGAGAAGCUUCGUGUCUUGGGCUACAACCACAACGGAGAAUGGUGCGAAGCCCAAACCAAGAACGGGCAGGGCUGGGUCCCGAGCAACUACAUCACCCCCGUGAACAGCCUGGAGAAGCACUCUUGGUACCACGGCCCCGUGUCACGGAACGCCGCCGAGUACCUGCUCAGCAGCGGGAUCAACGGCAGCUUCUUGGUGCGAGAGAGUGAGAGCAGCCCCGGGCAGAGGUCCAUCUCACUGAGAUACGAGGGGAGGGUUUACCACUACCGGAUCAACACUGCUUCUGACGGCAAGCUGUACGUCUCCUCAGAGAGCCGCUUCAACACCUUGGCGGAGCUGGUCCAUCACCACUCGACAGUCGCGGAUGGGCUGAUCACCACUCUCCACUACCCAGCCCCCAAGCGGAACAAGCCCACCAUCUAUGGGGUCUCCCCAAACUACGACAAGUGGGAGAUCGAGCGGACGGACAUUACCAUGAAGCACAAGUUGGGAGGGGGACAGUACGGAGAGGUGUACGAAGGCGUCUGGAAGAAGUAUAACCUGACAGUGGCUGUAAAGACCUUAAAGGAGGAUACUAUGGAGGUGGAAGAAUUCUUGAAAGAGGCGGCAGUAAUGAAGGAGAUCAAGCAUCCCAACUUGGUGCAAUUACUGGGCGUGUGUACGCGGGAACCUCCCUUUUAUAUCAUCACGGAGUUCAUGACAUACGGCAACCUGUUGGAUUACCUUCGGGACUGUAGCAGGCAGGAGGUGAACGCUGUUGUGCUGCUCUACAUGGCGACCCAGAUCUCCUCAGCCAUGGAGUACCUGGAGAAGAAGAACUUCAUCCAUAGGGAUCUUGCUGCCCGGAACUGCCUCGUAGGGGAGAAUCAUCUGGUGAAGGUAGCCGACUUUGGGCUGAGCAGGCUGAUGACCGGUGACACGUACACAGCCCAUGCCGGUGCCAAGUUCCCCAUCAAGUGGACCGCGCCAGAAAGCCUGGCUUACAACAAGUUCUCCAUUAAGUCGGACGUCUGGGCCUUUGGUGUCCUGCUGUGGGAAAUCGCCACCUAUGGCAUGUCCCCUUACCCGGGGAUAGACCUCUCUCAGGUCUACGAGCUCCUGGAGAAGGACUACCGCAUGGAACGUCCCGAGGGCUGUCCGGAGAAAGUCUAUGAACUGAUGAGAGCAUGCUGGAAGUGGAGCCCUUCUGACAGGCCCUCCUUUGCUGAAAUCCACCAAGCGUUUGAAACGAUGUUUCAGGAAUCCAGCAUCUCUGACGAGGUGGAAAAGGAGUUGGGCAAGAAAGGCAUGAGGAGCGCCGUGAACACUUUCCUGCAAGCUCCGGAGCUGCCGACCAAGACUAGAACAUCCAGAAGGGCAGCCGAAUGCAAGGAUGCCGGCGAGAACUUGGAAACGGGGGCCUCGAAAGGCCCGGGGGAAUUUGAUCCCGCGGAACAUGAGACAGCUGUUUCUCCAUUGCUGCCACGGAAGGAAAGAGUGGUUGCAGACAGCAAUUUAAAUGACGAGGACCGCUUGCUUCCGAAAGACAAAAAGACCAACCUCUUCAGCGCUUUGAUCAAGAAGAAGAAGAAGAUGGCCCCCACCCCGCCAAAGCGGAGCAGCUCCUUCCGGGAGGUGGACAGCCACCCGGACCGCAAGGGAGGGGGCGAGGACGAGGCUAAGGACAGCAGCAACGGAGCCCUGAUCAUACACCCUGCGGAUGCUGAGGACCGUUCCAGGUUCCAGAGCUCCAGUAGCGAGGCUGGAGUGGCCAAUGGGAUUGUGACUGGGAACUCGGGGUUACUGUCCCCCCACCUCUGGAAGAAAGCUGGCCCUGCCGUGAACAGCCGGUUGGGGGCUAACGAAGAAGAGAGCAGCUUGAACUCCAGCAAGCGCUUCCUCCGGUCGUGCUCGGCCUCUUGCGUGCCCCAUGGGGCCAAGGACACAGAGUGGAAGUCCGUCACUCUGCCCCGGAACCUGCAGUCCGCCGGGCGACAGUUUGAUUCGUCCACUUUUGGUGGGCACAAAAGCGAAAAGCCCGCCCUGCCUCGGAAGCGGGCCAAUGAGACCAAGGCGGACCUGGCUGUGAGGGGGGCGGUGACCCCGCCGCCCCGGCUUCUCAAGAAGAACGAAGAAGCACUGGAAGACGUCUUCAAAGACCUUGAGUCCAGCCCUGGCUCCAGCCCGCCCACCCUGACCCCCAAACUGGGGAGGAGGCAGCCGCUCAUCCCUCCCACCCUCAGCCUUUCCCACAAAGAGGAAGCUGUGAAAGCCAGUGCCUUAGCAGGGAGCGCAGGGACGGAGCAGGGCCCAGCCACCAAAACUAGCGCGAGCUUGUUCGGUGGCGUCAGCAAGGCUUCCUCGGAAGAGCCGCGCCUGCGAAAGGUGAAGCCGGCUUCCGAGAAGGACAAAGGGAAGUUAUCCAAGCUGAAGCCAGCCCCGCCCCUUCCUCUCUCCUCCACUUCCCUUGGCAAAGGCGGCAAAGGGGGCCCCUGCCCGAGCCACGAAGGGCCUGAAGCGUCUGCCGCAAAAGGCAAGCUGCCAGCUCAGGCUACGGAUGCUGUGAAUGUCGAGACGCCCAAGCCAAACCCAUUAGCGGAGGGGGUGAAAAAGCCCACGAUCUCCUCCAUGCCAAAGCCCCCGUCCUCCGCCAAAUUGCUGAUGGUGCCAGCAUCCCCCUCUCCCACGUCUCCCUUUGCUGCCCCGGCCACCUCAUCCGCCCCCAGCGUGGACCAGCCGACCUCCACCGCCUUCAUCCCCCUCAUUUCCACACGUGUGUCCCUGCGGAAGACCCGCCAGCCUCCCGAGAAGAUCCCCAGCGGGACCGUCACCAAGGGCAUGGUCCUCGAGAGCUCUGAGGCCUUGCGGACGGCCAUCGUCAAGAACUCUGAGCAGAUGGCCAGCCACAGCGCCGUCUUGGAAGCCGGCAAGAACCUGUACACCUUCUGCGUGAGCUUUGUGGACUCCAUCCAGCAGAUGCGGAACAAGUUCGCCUUCCGGGAGGCCAUCAACAAGCUGGAGAACAACCUCCGGGAGCUCCAGAUCUGCCCCGCCACCGCCACGCAAGACUUUAGCAAGUUGCUCAGCUCUGUGAAAGAGAUCAGUGACAUUGUCCAGAGGUAGCAGAAGGUGGCCUGAAGUUUUGUCACCGGGGGCCGGAGUGGGUGGCAGGGUUGGCGACGCGGCAUGAAGCGCACGGGGUGGGACCCAGGAAAGGACUGGGGGGGUUAAUGGGGAUUAAUCAGACACCAAGCGCUAUCAAGUCGGAGCUGAUAAGACAUUUUGGUGCCGGGGGGGGGGGGGAGAUCCUCGCAAUCUGUCCGCCAGUGGACAUACCCCGCCCCCAACAUGGGGCACAGUUCCAUGGGAAGUUCUCCUGCACACAUACCUCCUUGGGCCUUGGAGAGCUUGGGCCUUGGAAAGCAGAACCUCCCAGCCAAUGGCGCCAACCCCCUGCCCCCACCCUAGUCUGUCUGUCUCAGUCUGCUAGCCUUAAUGGCACGCCAGAAAAAAAGACCAGCUGCCUUACCUUGGGCCAUCCCGCCUCUGCCAGGGACCUGUUGGGAGUCAUUUUCCUAACCCAGAUUCCCUCCCGGCUCUCCAAUGUUCAGAAUCCUCCGAUCGGUGGAGUUCUUGCAUUGGGGAAUGUCGACGUCUUAAAACAUAGAGGUGGCCUCCUUUUCAUCCACUUAACUAAUCCUCCCCCCUUCACUCUUUGGUGGUGGGUUUUCACAGCAAUAAUCCCACAGCACAGUCCUCCCACCUCCAUUGUCUUACUCCCCGCCCCCCCCCCACCAAUAACAUCAAAUUAGGCCUAGGGGCAUUUGGGGUGUGGCAUUGCAGCACCGUUGGGAUGGGGCCGGGAGGGUUUGCAGAGCGGCCUGCCGCCUUCUGUCUCUGCUCGCCUGCAACCUUGGAGAAGCCGCUGCCAGUCUGGGUAGACAAUACAGACCAGUGGUCUGGCUCCGUAUAUGGCAGCUCCCUCUGUUCCUAUGCCCCACAGUAAAUUGCCCUGGGAGCGUUACUCUUGGCACACCUAGAAAACUAGCAUGUCCGGGGAGUCGCAUUCUAGCCUGCAACGCUCAUCCUCUUCAUGUGAGGCCCCUCUUUGUUUCCUCCCUCUGUGUGUGUGUGUGGGGGGGGCAUCCCCUCGUGCCCCUUCCCGCUGCCCUGCCUGCCUGAGUUGGGUUCAAGACCCGGGAAGAGGUGGGCUUUGGUUGGUCAGUGCACAGCUUCCCGUUGCUCCUCCAAACCCACACACACCCUCAGUCACCUCCCCUUGAAGUGCCCUCAUGGCCAGCAGAGUCCUGGUUCCCUAGAGCAUGGGUCUCUGUGGGUCAGUUGUGGUCAGCUGUGCUCAAUCACUCCAAGUCCCACUGCUUCAGCCGAUUAACCUGUGCAGGUUGCCACCUCCAGAGGAAAGGCGGGCGAGAAAACAAGACAAAUAUUCCACUCUCCCUGUCCUGCCUUUGGGUGCAUCUUUAGCACUCUCCCGAGCCCCCUUUUGAAGUGGUUCCUCCCGUUUGAACUGUGACGUUUCUAAGCCCCUUCUCCCCUGCCCCUCUUUCACCCCACCUACUGUAACUGUUUUGUACCUGACAGUGAACACAGAAAUAAAUUGUGACUACAGGCUGCCUUUGGAAACACACACGCAGAACGGAAAGCGGAGAAGAAAAGCCCUUUCCCCGUUUGGACUGUCCUUUUUUUCUGAGGGUACUGAGUUCAUUUUGUUGAUAAUCUGUGGUUGCCACUAUAGUCUUCGUUUGUAUCUCAGUAUUACACACACCUUUUGAAGGCCUUUUGGGGGGGGGGUGUCCUUACAUUGUGUAAAUCAUGGUGUCUUUUUUCACUUCUAUAAUACCUGAAAAGCUUGGUCAUUCUCUUCCCCUCCCCAUUAUGAUUGUCCAAUGCAUUCCUCCUUUUUUCUGUACAUGGCUCUCUCUCGCUCUCGCUCUCUGACUUCUUGUUUGUGUUUGCUUUUUUAAAAUAAUAAUAAUAAUUCCAGA